ACCACAAGAAAAUUUGAAAGAACCAAGAAUAUGAAUCUCUGCAGUCACUAAAGCUUUAAAUCAAAAUGUAACAGCUGAGAGUCAAUGCUGUGGUGUUGUGCGAUUGGUGCAAGCGACCCAUCAUUGUGUUUUGAUGUUGAGCUGUUAAAAUUGCACUGUUGUGAGGUGAGGUCAAGGCCGAUGACUGCUUCCAGCGGUGUCAAGAUCAGCAUUUUGAAGAGGCUCGCGGAGGAUGAUACUGGGCACUGGGGUGCAGUCUCCCUCCAUGAACAACAGAGGGCAGAGGAGCUGACGCUCACAACAACAAUUGGCGGAGCACCGGGCGUAUAAAACACAAAGUUGGAAGAAAGUUUAUCUCGGGGAGUUAACCCACAACACCUGGGUCUGUCCCGCGUGUUCACACGAUAACGCGUUUUCACUACAACGCGUUUUCUCCGUCACAACGCGCUUUCUGAGCGGACUACUUUCUUGAGCUGCGCGGUUGAGCGAGAUGAGACGGUAACGCGGCGGCGGCGGCGUCCCCUCAAGUUAUUUGGACCCCCAUCUUACCGUGCGUGGACAUUAUUAUUUACGGGAGGAAAAUAGUUUCCGCUUAACGCGGCACUUUUCAGGAACGCAUCUACCGCGUUAAACGAGGACUCGCCGCGUACAGGUGCCGCGCACGCUGUAUCGACCCUGGAGAAAUCCGAAGCGCUAUGAAGCUCUUGUUCACAGACGUCCAGUAAGGGGCGGGUGGUGUUGGUGGUGUGGGCGUCACCACGUGACACACAGCUUGUCCGUGGAGUCGAUCGUGAGGGUGCCGACGUCGCCUAGGCAACGCCGCCCCCCCUCUGGCUCUGCUGCUGCUGCUGCCUCGCUCUGUGCACGCGAGGCGCCAAUCCGUGACGCGGGCACUGUACGCGUUGCGUCACCGUUCACCGUGGGGGGCGGCGGGGCCUCAGCUACGUCACGUCGUGUACAGUGGCACAUUAAUAUUGACACUUUUACUCGUGUUUAUGUGCCUCGUUAUUAAAGAGUUUAGGACCUUCGUGGCCAAGAGCCGCAGCUCCCGAGGCAAAGGAGUGAUGGCACGCUUCAAGGUGCCGGACUUGCUGAAGCAUCUCAUGGAACGAUACGGGGCUCCGGAUAUUCACGAUCUGGGCAUCCGUAUCACCAGCAUACCUCUGGGCAUUUCCGUGAUCGGCAAGGCCCAGAAAGGCGAGCGGGAGGCGAUGGACCGUGGGCUGGCUCGCAUCGAGUGUGACAUCAAGCAGGAGGUGGAGGACCGGCCACACAAGAUCAAGAAAUACCUGUUGGAGUCGUUCCCCUUGCCAGGGACGAGCGCCGAUCUUCGCCGACAGUUCACGACACAGCCGGCGGCCGAGAUGGUGCUGCAGGUCUUCCAGUACGCCGAGGACAUCUUUGUGAAUAAGCUGAAGAAGGUGGGGCACGUGGUGUUACUCACGAAGGCCUGCAUUGCAUACAUCAUCCCGGACACGCCAUCCCAUGUGCGCGCCUGCAUGCGCCGCGAGCGCUUCGUCGUACAGACGAUUCUGCAGCAGGCAGAGCUGGGCCGUCUCCGUAACACCCUCCUCACCGAUGCCCCCAGCUCACCGCCAUCGCCUCAAUUCCACGUUGAGGAUGAGCAGGCAGAGAUGGGCCUGCUUCGCUGCUCGCUGCAUAAGGAGUCUCCUGGCGUAUUGCACCCACCCCAGCGGUGCCACAUGGAGAAUGAGCAGGCAGAGAAGACUGGUGACGACUCACUGCUGAAGGGAUCCGAGGAGGAAUCAAGCAACGAGGAUUCGUCAACUGUCUUCUACAGCGUAUAA
Molecule: messenger RNA, 1808 nt
Organism: Petromyzon marinus (sea lamprey)
Lineage: Eukaryota; Metazoa; Chordata; Hyperoartia; Petromyzontiformes; Petromyzontidae
Source: RefSeq, a predicted model, not a curated record